GGGGCGCCGAAGGACCACAACCUGCAGCCGGGGACGAACCGGUCGGGCGCCCUCUGGAGGUGCCCGCUCACCACCCGAACCACCGACUGCGAGCAAGUCCAGACCGACGGCUUCAAGAAUCCGGAAACAGGGCUCUACAACUUUGACUAUAUAGACACGAAUUUGUCCAUGCCAGCUGAGAAUGAGAUCAAGGACGACCAGUGGCUCGGUGUCACUCUCAAGAGCCAGGGUGCCGGGGGAAAGGUCUUGGUGUGUGCUCAUCGGUACAUGCACAAGGGCCCAGGGUUCCAGUGGGGCUUUGGCCUGUGCUACAUUCUCACGCAGACCCUUGACGUCUCUGACUACUUGGAACCUUGCCGUGGAAAACCUGUUAAUGAAGGUCAUCAACAGUAUGGCUUCUGCCAGGCUGGAACAAGUGGUCUUCUGUUAAAUGACGAGGCUGUUCUUGGUGUGCCCGGUCCAUACACCUGGAGAGGAACUGUUCACACAUCCAACAUCUCAGAUAAUUUCCUAUUCAAGGACAAGACACAAUAUUUUGGACCUGUGACGGAAAAGGAUUCACCUAUGGACAAGUACAGUUAUUUAGGUUACUCUGUAACAGCUGGCCGUUUCUUUGGGAAUUACAUGUCCUACGUUGGAGGAGCACCAAGGGCUAAGGAGACUGGUCAAGUAGUAUUCUUCACUCGCGAAAAGAUUGGUGAAAGCUUGCUGCGUGUAGAUUUAAUCCUUGAUGGAGAGAUGUUUGCUUCAAGCUUUGGGUUUGAAGUUCUUGCCAUUGAUAUCAAUAAUGACGGACGGGAUGAUCUUAUCGUUGGAGCUCCCUUCUACUACACAAGCACAUCAAGCGGUGCUGUGUACGUCUACAUGAACAAUGACGGAGGAUUCGUGGAAAAUCAUCCAUACACAAAGAUCGAAGGUGAGGCAGGCGAGAGUCGCUUUGGGUUCUCCAUGACCUCCUUGGGCGACCUUAAUCAUGACGGGUACACGGACGUAGCCAUUGGUGCUCCCUAUGAAGGGCGAGGAGCGGUCUACGUUUACUUGGGCACAAAAGAUGGACUCAUGAAGGAAGACGGACAUGUUAAGGUGGCACAGGUUAUACGUGCAGAAGACAUGCCUGGAGUUCCUUACAAUGCAUUUGGUUAUUCCUUGAGUGGAGGAAUGGAUCUUGAUGGCAAUGGAUAUCCUGACUUGCUUACUUCAUCCUUCUGCAGCGAUAGAGUUCUUUUGAUCAGGGCCCGCCCUAUCAUUGACAUCCAGACCAAGGUGCAGUCUCAGAACAACCAGCUCGAGAACAUCGACCCAAGCAAAAAGGGCUGCAUGGAAGAUAUCAGUUCUCCAGAGACUUGCUUUUCCUUUGACGCGUGCUUCAAGAUGGACAACGAUGCUGGGACAAAGACAAAGACUGUCCUCCGCUUAAAAUACACCAUUGAGGAACAGCUGUACAAGGACCAGCCGAUUGCCAGAAUCCGCUUCUCCGAUGGACUGCAAGAUCGACCAUAUACCGUGGAAAGAGAUAUCAAGCUCCGACCAGAAGACAUGGGCAGUUUCCAGUGUUCGCGUGAAAUUGUGUAUUUACUGGAUGGCCCAAGAGAUAUUCUGCGUCCACUGAAAUUCAAGCUGUCGUACGAGAUCAUCCAGGGCCAGCCCAGUCCAGUUCCCGAAGGCAGUCCCUUGCCAGACAUCGAUGAAUUCCCAAUCUUGAACCAGCAGGAGGCUGUCAGAUAUUUCAAAGGCACCUUCGCCAAGGACUGUGGUGAGGAUGACAUCUGCGUGAGUGAUCUCAACAUCAUGGCGAACCUUAGCCUAGACCUCCACGAGUCGGGUAGCCAUUACCUUCUCCGCCUGGGAGAGCAAAACACAGUACCUCUCAAUGUAGAAGUGAUGAACGCUGGAGAGCCAGCCUACCAGUCGAGCCUGCUGGUUCACCACCACAAAGCUCUUGAGCUGAACCUCAAGGAAUCUCAACUUGGCUCAUAUCAGUGCUCCCGUGUGUCAGCCACCCUCACCCAGUGUGGCCUCGGAAACCCUCUCGUAGGUACAACAGGGCCAUUAAUCCUGACCUUCAAAGAAUCCAAUCUGCCGUUCGACGAAAAAUUCAUCCACUUCUAUGUGGAGGCCAAUUCAUCAUCCACUGAAGAGCGUCCAAAAGAACGUAUUCGAUUUCUUGUUGAGGUGAUCAAGAGGGCUGAGAUCUCUAUCUUGCCGUCGGUUGCCCCAGAGCAAGUGUUCUACGGAGGAGAGGUGGUGGGGCAGUCUGCCAUAAAACACAUGGAAGAGGUGGGCAUGGAGGUCACUCACAAAUAUGUAGUGGACAACCGUGGCCCCUGGAGAGUGGAUGAGGCCAAGGUGGCCAUCCUCUGGCCGUACCAGGUCGAGAACAACAAGGAGCAAGGGAAAUGGCUUCUGUACAUGACUGAAGUUCCGAGUGUAGAUGGUGCUGGAGAAUGUGAAGUUGAUUCCCGUUAUGUGAAUCCCCUUGUUCUUCGCCGGACAUUUGCUUCGGCCUCAACUGGUCUUGAAGUUGAAGGAGAAUUGGAAUCUACCGAUUACCCAGAUCCUGGCGAAGAUGUAGUUACUGGCUCAGGUGAUGUAACAAUAACAAAGAAAGUGACAACUAUCAAGAAGGUAACAAGCACAACAGAUGUCAAGAAAACCUCAAAGAAGACUUCCUCGAAAGAUGUUUCUGUUUCCACAGAGAGAACUACCUCAUCCAGUGGCUAUUCCUCCUCCAGUUCCUCUUCCAGUUCCUCUUCUUCAAACAGUUUUUCAUCCUCAUCCUCAGAUUUCAGCAACUCAGGAUCAACAGAUGAAGAAGAAUAUGGCAGCGGGUUUGGCCAAGGAGCUGGUAGGGAUCAUGGCAGAACACAUGUAAGAGUUAGCAGGAAGGUAUUUACAUCUGAUAGGUCCAAGUUCUCAGAGUCUGACUCUGGAGCAAAUGACCUUGACAAAGGAAAAGAUGAGGAUGGGGAUGGACUCAUCUCUCACCAUGAAGAAACUCGUACUUCGUCUGGAGUCUCUCCUGAUGGAAGCACAAGAUUUUCUGAAACCCAUCAUGUAAGUAAGAAGGUACAUGUCAAAGAGAGCACAACUGAUGAAGACUUGCCUUCUGGCCGAUGGGGACAGGGAGGUGGAUUCCGCAGGACUUACAUAGAAACUUCCAGAUCUGGAUCUUCCAGCAUACCAUCAGAAGAAGACAGAAGAAUUUACUCAGAAACAGAGGGUUCUUCAAGAGCAGGUAUCGAUGGUACUUACAUAGAAACUUCCAGUCUGGUCUUCCAGUAUUCCAUCAGAAGAAGACAGAAGAAUUUACUCAGAAACAGAGGGUUCUUCAAGAGCAGGUAUCGAUGGUACUUACAUAGAAACUUCCAGGUCUGGGUCUUCCAGUAUUCCAUCAGAGAAGACAGAAGAAUUUUCUCAGAAACAGAGGGUUCUACAAGAGUAGGUAUCGAUGAUCAUGCAGGUUCUGGAUGGCAUAGUGGGUCUACUGGAAGGGAUCAUAGCGUGCAUGUGGAAGAUAGCACACGCAGAGUACAAACAGUAAAUAGGGAUGAGACUAUCAGAAGAACUCAUUACGGUGGAUCAGACAGGGAUGGAAGUUACAGAACAGUGUAUGAGGAAACUAGAACCACUGGCCAUGGAAGGGUUGGAACCCAUACCGGUGGCUACGAUGAUACACAUGAUAGAGAUGGCUUUAGAAGGACACAAACCUUUGGUAGACAUGACAGAGUUGGAGCAGAUAGAACAGAAGGCUCAGGUUGGACUAGAGGAUCCAGGACUGAAUUUGAAAGGAGAACUGGAGGCAGUAUUGGAGACACUGAUGAGUCCAGGAGAGUGGGAGAUAGAGACAGAUUCGGCAGUGAUGGUUCAAGAAGAGUCUCAGAGGGAGAUAGAGUCAGGUGGAGUUCUGCAGAUAACCAAGGAAGUACAACAGGCAGGGAAAGCACAAGAACUUAUUCAUCAUCUGGCAGAGGUUAUGAAAGUGAGAAUGAAAGAAGAACUUUCUCUGGUGAUUAUGACAGAACAGAUGAUGGGAGCUACAGGAGAACAUAUUCAGGUGCAUAUGAUAGAACUACUGUCGAUUCUCGGAGAAGAGGACAUUCUGGUGGAUAUGACAGAACAGCUGAAGAUGGUUCCAGAACAUACUUUGCUGGAUAUGACAGAAUAGGUGAUGAUGAUCAGAACAGACGGGGCUAUGGUGGAACGGAGGGAGAGAGCGAGUACAGAAGGAAUUUUGAUACCUACAACAGAGGAGUAAGUGCUGGUGGAAGAGGAGGAUCAGGAACGUAUGAAAGAACAGAGUCUACAAGGAGAACAUACCAUAGCAGCAGAAAUGAAGAUGGGGACUUCAGAGAUGGCUCAUCAAGGUCAUCUGGAGACCAGUAUUACAGGAGACCAAACCUUGACAGAUCUGGCGACCAUGCAUCUGGAACGGAUUCCUUCAGGCGUACCUCAGGUGAAGGCAGAGAAGAUGGCUCCUAUUCCAGGUCAGGAGAUGGCACCCUCAGGACCACGACAUGGGAUUUGACUGCUGACAGUGACAGACAUAACCGGGCAAGAGGGGGCUCUCACUCAUCCCGCCAUCAUGUCACAAGUUCUCAAGACCACGGUACAUUUGCAAGUGGUUCAGGUGCAGGAAGAACAAGUCAUUUUGAGUCCUCUGACUCCAAUGCAAAUAGAACUUACAAACGUGUUGAAGUAGAUCCAGAGACUGGGGAAACCACAGUCUACACAAGAAGAGUGUACAGUCACAGUUGGCCUGAAGACUGGGACCGUAGAUCAUUUAAUGAAGAUCUUCCACCUGUGGAGGAAGAACAUGAAGGAAGUCACCGCCAACUGAAACGCACCAAACGUGAGAGAGAACUUAUCAUCAAGCCCCAGGCUGUGACAGAUGCCAAAACAGGGAAAACAAUGCAGGUUGUGAAUUUGAGAUGUGAUGGUGAUGUUCCAACAGCCAAGUGCUUCGUAUUCACCUGCACCAUUCGUAACCUAGGUGCUAAACAAGCAGCAAGUAUUCGUAUCAAAUCAAGACUAUGGAACUCCACGCUGGUCGAGGAUUAUCCUAGGGUCAGCUACGUCAGCAUCAAAUCCAAAGCUUCAUUGAUAUUACCAGAAGACAUCCGUAACGACCAAGACCAGUCAGACGAUGAGGCCUCAGCAGAAACUUUAGCCUAUCCAGAUCUGUUGGAUCAGCUUCCACCGGAGGAAGUGCCACUCUGGGUCAUAUUGGUGUCCAUCUUUGCUGGUCUUUUAGUGCUCUUAAUCAUUGCGCUCAUAUUGUGGAAGUUAGGCUUCUUUGAAAGAAAACGACCAGACCCAACGCUUUCGGGAAACUUGGAUAAGGAUGCAAAUGGAUACUAAUCCUUAAUAGACCUCUAAAAUAUAUCCGUUAACUUGCAAGUGCCAAUUUAUGUUCAGCAUUUUCAUGUGUCGAAAAUGUGAAUAGUGAUUAUAAUAUUUUUUUUCAUUUUAUGAUAAAAUGUUAUCAUGAAAGUUUGUGUGCAAGUCAAUGUGCUUGUAUGUGUCUUCGACCCAUUGAGAAUGUGGAAACUCUCUUGAACUUUGUGAAAGUGUUGUUUUUAUCGCCCAUUAAUGUCCCAUAAGAUGUGUCAUAGUAAAGAAAGGCUUAUUAAUAAGUAAUGAGAUUUUGGGAUGAUAUGAGCUGCUGUAUGACUGCUACAACACAAGCGCUAAUGCUGCUGCCAUGACUGUGAUGUUCAUUGUGCCUUCCAAUCUCUGACUUUCAGAGGCACUUUUGUGGCUCAAGAAUAGCCAAAAAGAUUUUUUCUUAUUUUUUUAUAUUAUUAUUAUCAUUAUUAUUAUAUUAUUAUAUUAUUAUUAUUAUUAUUAUUAUUAUUAUUAUUAUUAUUAUUUAUUACUAUCAACAUUAUUACUAUUAUUUAUCACUACCAUUGUUAUUAUUGUUAUUAUUAUUUAUUUUUUUUUCCAUUCAGAAAGGUGUAAUGCCAAUUUUUUUUUUAGAUGUAUUGCUUUUCUGGAUUGUUUAAUUUAAAACAAAACUUUAAAAAAAAGUUUGUGUACAGAAUUGAUGAUGACUUGAGAUGUUAUUUUCUUACAAGUUCAAAAUGACAUCUUGAUGUGCUAAAGUAUAUUGAUUAUGCCUCUUCCUGAGACAGUUAUAUGUGUGUGUGCGCGUGAAUGAAUGUGUGCUAAGUGCGUUUUGAACUAAUGCUGUAUUUGGUUGUUCAGCUUUGUCUUUUGUUCUGUAAAUAUGUGUAGAUAUUUGGUGAUAAAUGGUGUAUUUGUUAUUAUUAAAACUAUAUUUUAAUCAAUAGUUUUAUGAACUAUUGUCCUGAACUUUUUUUUAAAUCUAUUUUCUUUUCUUUUUUAUGAUCUGUUGUAGUUAAUGAUUCUCAAAACCUGCUUAUUCAUUAGGAUCUCACUGUACAUAGGAGAUAAUAUACCUGUGUGAUAAAUCCAUUCACUGAACUGUACUCUCUUGAGCCAAUCAGUGUACUUAUAAAAUUUUAUGUAUGUUGACCAAAAAAAUAAUCAGAAUUCUCUUUCAAAUCAUGCAAGAUCUGGUGUAAAAAUGUUCAGAUAUAUUGAGUGCUAUACUUGUAUAAUAAAUAUGAAUUCUAACAAAGAAAAGUGAAUUUUUUAAAAACCAUAGCUACAUAAUACAGAUCAUUCUGCAUGGUCCAUAGUGCUAAUUACUGCAUCAUGGACUGAAUAAGUGAUCACAAUAUGUGAUUUUUGGCUGAAUGGUGAUAACACAAUAUCACAUUGAAACAGUGAACCAAACCUCACAGUCGGAAAACAGUGGUUUAUUAAAUGUUCUAUUUUAGAAACACAUCAAUGAAUCAUAUCCAGCUGUAAAAACACCAAUCUCCUUUUAAUAAACCACUGUUUUUGUCAUGGGUUUACACUCACUCAUUUUGUAAAGGCAUAGUUGGAAAUGAUGAUAGAUAUGAAACUUGUGAUAUAUUUAUUUAGAAUAUGUCUGUAGAAAAGGUAUAAGUGAGAAUGAAUAACUUCACAAACUAAGAGAUGUAAUUGAUGCAUUUCAGUUAAAUCUUGCUGUGAAUUACUUGUAGCUCUGGAGAAGAUUUAAUUGAAACAGGUCAGUUCCAUCUCCUGUGUUGUGAAGAAUUUGUAUGAUACUUUCUGUAAGAUUUAUUAAAACCAAGUCACUACUUACUUUGCUAAAUAAAUAUUAAUUUUCUACAUGCUACAAAAUUAACUUGUAAUUACAGUGAAAUUAUAUAAAAUAUUGUCUUUAAGAAAGCUAAUCUUUGAUAAUGGAAAAUUGAAACAAAAAUCUUCCAGCGUUUAUUUCAAAUAAAAUAACAAAGACUGA
This is a messenger RNA of Penaeus vannamei (Pacific white shrimp), 7318 nucleotides long. The record is from RefSeq and is a predicted model, not a curated record. NCBI's taxonomy places the organism in Eukaryota, Metazoa, Arthropoda, Malacostraca, Decapoda, Penaeidae.